GAGAGAGAGGGAGUGGUUAAGAGAGGGGGAGGGAGGGAGAAAGAGGGGCCUCCUCCUAGUUGCUAGGGCAACUUGACAUCACAGUGACGAUUUCCUCCAUUUAAAAGCUUUUAACCGGAUCCCUCUCCUGCCCUAGGCCCCAUUUUGAGUCCUCUUUCAGCUAAGCUCGGGGGAAGGGCACAGCACAGGCAGAGCAGUGUGUGGCUGUUUGCAACCACAUUCCACUGACAGCAUAGGAAAUAAUGCUAGACAGCAGAGAAGGGCUUUCAAACUAAACCGUUUUUGGGGCCUAUUUUUGUUUACAAAACCGAAACAGGAAGAGAGUGCUUUUGAGAGGGCUUUCAAAAUGGCUGCCGAGGACAGUUUUAGUUACCUCAUUCCGGGCCACAGCGAGAAGCACAGAAGGGCCCGAAACUGGACCGAUGCCGAGAUGAAGGGGCUCCUGUAUGUAUGGGAACAGAACGUCGCCGAGCUGAAGAAAUGUAAGAGGAACGCCAAGAUCUACGAGAAGAUGGCCCAGAGGUUCUUCGAGCUCACGGGAGAACAACGCCACCGGGAGGAGAUCAAGAUGAAAAUCACCAACAUGUCUUUCCAGUACAGGCAAGUGAAAAUGAAAUGCACAACCAAUGGGAGCGGUGGGACACCCGACUGGCCGUACUACAAAGCAAUAGAGAAGCUCCUCACCAAGACGGAUGAUAAUGAGACUAUGAACCCAUUUGAGCUCCAGUCUCCUGGCCCCUCCACCUCCACGGAGGCCUCGAUGUCCCAUGCAGAGGGCCUCCCCAUGGGCUUCCUUCCGGAGUACACAGGCUCCUCGGACGAAAUGGAGAUGAGGGAGGACCUGGAUGGAUGGGAGAGCUCUGGCAGUCUGCACUCCGGGCUUCCCUGUCCUGAUUCCCACCCGGCGCCGGUCAAGAGGAAGAAGGUGCACCAGCACCUGUCUCUGAAGCGGCGGAAGCUGAAGGUGAUGGAGGCCAUGCUGCAGGAGCAGCGGAAGGUGAGCCGGGCGGUGGAGGAGACGUGCCGCGAGGUGCGCCGCGUCAUGCACCAGCAGAACUUCCUCCAGGUGCAGAACCUGCAGCUCCAGGAGCGCAUGAUGAACCUGCUGGAGAAGAUGAUCCAGCCACUCGCCGCCCCCACGCCCGCCUGGGGCGCUGCUGCCCAGCCCGGGGUCAAAGAGCCAGGCCAGGGAUGAAGGGUCCAGAGUGAGGGGUCAAUGAGGGUGGUGGUGGUCAGGACUCCCUAAAAACACGUGCUUCGAUACAAGUGAUUUUUCGUAGCAGGUUAGGUGAGCAUUUUCAUUAACCCUUUCCCUAACCUAAUUCAAAUCAAAUCAAAU
Coregonus clupeaformis (lake whitefish) is the source of this 1339-nucleotide messenger RNA. RefSeq names its product myb/SANT-like DNA-binding domain-containing protein 1. The record is from RefSeq and is a predicted model, not a curated record. NCBI's taxonomy places the organism in Eukaryota, Metazoa, Chordata, Actinopteri, Salmoniformes, Salmonidae. Gene Ontology annotation, cellular component: nuclear body. Bases 347 to 1195 code for a protein of 282 amino acids. The transcript is spliced from 3 exons. Gene Ontology annotation, biological process: positive regulation of DNA-templated transcription.